GAGCACUUCCAUUCUUAUAUUAAUCCGUGCCAAUUCUUUGCUUGUUAUACACAUAUCGCGUAUGAGUAACAAUGACUCUUUUGCAUACGGCCAGCGCGGUGCACUUCCCAUAUCAAACAAUGUUUCACCUGGAGAUCUGGACCAGGAACCCGAGAGCGGCGAGCAGUACAUGCUGCGCGUAAUGAUGGAAGCCGCAGCCGCGCCAAAAAUCGCCGUAGCCAUUAACCGCGAGCAUCUUAUUUCCCAAACCACACUGAGCAUGCGCAGCGGCAACCGGCAGUCGGAAUGCAGCAAAGACGCGAGUGAGCUUGAGUCGCCGCCGCUACUCGAAGUGGUCUUAUCGACAGAGAAGUGGCGCCAGAACUUUCGUAAGUACUUUAUGCAGCAGAGAUCCAAGUUCAACCGCAUGAUUGCCAGUGUCGAUGUUCCUGACGACUUUGCCCUCCCGGGUAGUGGGAAUUCCCGCGAAUGGAAGACAUUUUGCUACGAGACCAGCGGUAACUCUCCAACUAACCGAGCUAUGCUGCACGCACUAGCUGUGAUGGAUCAAGCAAUGGCCCUGAGACUUGUAAAGUGGAUGUCCGCAUGGCUGGCGGCUGAUAAGCUGUGGCGAGCGGAGAGCAUCUGGCUGUGGUAUUUGAUACUCAAGUUGGAUAGCCUGCUAGACCAAGAGGACAUACAUAUGCUGCGCGAGCUCUGCCGGAAGCUGAAAGAGUGCGGCGACGAAAUAGCAGCGCUCAAUAUUCUGAUAGCCGCCGUGACGCGGGGAUACAGGCAGCAUGAUUUGGAAUGAUAGUAUAUUUAUACUCAACAAAAACUUUUUAACAUAAUAUAUCCAAGCAGCGCCAUUCUGGUAACUAUACGAG
This is a messenger RNA of Kickxella alabastrina, 866 nucleotides long. Its product is annotated as survival motor neuron interacting protein 1-domain-containing protein. The transcript is spliced from 2 exons. Bases 62 to 793 code for a protein of 243 amino acids. The record is from RefSeq and is a predicted model, not a curated record. NCBI's taxonomy places the organism in Eukaryota, Fungi, Kickxellomycota, Kickxellomycetes, Kickxellales, Kickxellaceae. Gene Ontology annotation, biological process: spliceosomal snRNP assembly. Gene Ontology annotation, cellular component: nucleus; SMN complex.